CAGUUUUUUUUUUUUUUUUUCAUUAAGCUAACAAUUUACCAUAAUUUAUUUGCCAAUGCUAAAAAUGGCCGGGACUAGUGCCGCGAAGAGAGCAGCGUCCCCCAGCCGCGCCAUCUCCCCACCCCCGCUGAAGAGAACCGCGGCGGCGACGACAAAGACGAAAACGACAGUCACAAAAAAAUCAGCCGCCAACUUCUUCACACCAGUCUCUCAAAAGAAGCCGGACUCCCUCGCCUGGCGGAUAGUCAACAAUACUUUGAUCAUUGGAAAGUACUCGGGGCAACAGCAGGAACCGUCGGCCGAGAAGAAGCAAAAAAUCGCUGCAUUUGAUCUUGACUCUACUCUGAUCACGUCGGCGUCUGGGGCAACCUUUGCGAGGAGCCCAAAGGAUUGGAAAUGGUGGGAUGCCUCUGUACCAUCUCGCGUAAGGGAGCUAAACUCGGAAGGAUACCAAGUCGUCGUUGUCUCGAACCAGAAACAGAUCAGCUUGAAAAAAGGGGCUGCAGAGUCGAAGAGCUACAGCAAUUUCAAAGAGAAAGUUACCGCUGUUUUGAAUGACCUGGACGUGCCUUUGAGUGUCUACGCGGCGACGGAGACUGAUGAGUACCGCAAGCCUCGGCUGGGGAUGUGGAGGGAGUUCCUCGAGGACUACGAUUUGGAUGUGGAGGGAGUAGAUUUGAAGAGCUCAUUCUUCGUCGGAGAUGCUGCUGGUCGGCGGGGGGACCAUUCGCUGGUGGACAGAGGAUUUGCUGUAAACAUCGGGGUAGAUUUUAAGACACCAGAGGAAUUCUUUCUCAAUCAGGCCCCGGAAGCGUUCGAGAAGCCCUUUGACCCUGCUUCAUACCUACACACCGGCGAACAAGAUCUUCCGCUCUUUACUCGUCUACAUCCCCUCGAACUCGUCAUAUUCUGCGGCAGCCCUGGGGCCGGGAAGUCAACGUUUUACUGGAAUAACCUCGAAUCGCUGGGAUACGAACGUGUAAACCAAGACAUCCUGAAAUCUCGCCCUAAAUGCCUCAAAGUCGCGCGAGAACAUCUGAUUGAUGGAAAGUCUGUCGCUGUUGACAAUACCAAUGCCGACCCAGAAACACGAGCGCAUUGGACCGCACUCGCAAAAGACCUUAAGAUCCCCAUCCGCUGCGUUUUGUUCCUCACCUCCCCUGAGUUGUGCAAGCACAACAACGCCGCGCGUGCUGUUAAUCGCACAUUGAACCCCGAAUCCCGGACCUCCCUCCCCGGCAUCGCAUUCGGAGAUUUCGGCCGACGCUUCAAGGAGCCCUCGCUUGACGAGGGGUUUAGUGAUAUCAUCCGAGUUAAAUUCCGGUUUCACGGUAGGGAUGAGGAGAAGAGAUUGUGGAGUCAGUAUUAUUAUUGAUUCUUGGUUUCAAUUUUACUAUGCUUGGUGCAUGGGAAAAGAGUUGUGAUUUACGUAUUUGAUACCAAUAUGGGCGCCCUUUGGAUGGAUGGAAUGGAAUGUAUUUGUAUUUCGACAUAAGACUAUUUACUUGAAUGGCAGCAAAAUCGAAUCAAGUCUAUUAUACAGGAUAUGGGUGUAUAUGCAGAUGAUAAAUGCU
Molecule: messenger RNA, 1574 nt
Organism: Aspergillus ruber CBS 135680
Lineage: Eukaryota; Fungi; Ascomycota; Eurotiomycetes; Eurotiales; Aspergillaceae
Product: putative DNA 3'-phosphatase Tpp1
Exons: 8
Coding region: 65-1375 (436 amino acids)
Biological process (GO): DNA repair
Molecular function (GO): double-stranded DNA binding; polynucleotide 3'-phosphatase activity; ATP-dependent polydeoxyribonucleotide 5'-hydroxyl-kinase activity
Source: RefSeq, a predicted model, not a curated record